AUUUUUUUUUUUUUUUUUGUCUGUUCGAAAAAAUCCAACAACCCUAGAUUAGUGCAAAAAAUAAAAAGAACAAAAUCAGUGUCUGUAUUGAGGCAAUGUAGAUGUGAUUCUUGUUGGAAAAUGGACAAACCUCAGAAGAAUCCUACUUCCCAGAUCGGAACUUCAACUCCUAAAUCCAAAUUCGAGGAUUCUCCAGUGUUCAACUACAUAAGCAAUCUCUCUCCCAUUGAGUCGGUCAAAUCCAUCUCCUCUGCUCAGACGUUUAGCUCUCUGAGUUUUACAUCUCCUCCUCCUGUCUUCACCUCUCCUCAUGUCAAUUCUCACAGAGAAUCCAGAUUCUUCAGAUGUCAUAACUCUAUUGAUCGUACAAAGCCCUUAGAAGCUCUAGAUGGAUCUGUUUCUAAAGAAGUUGUAGUACCAGUAAUUGAAGAUCUAAACAAAGAAGCUACCUUGGAAGAUGAAGAAGAAGAAACUUCCGUUGAAACGUCUUCUGAGCUGCCACAGAUCCUCAAGUCUGACAGCCAAACUCCUGACCGUAGUGAUUCACCUUGCAAUGAAGAUGUUACCAUGGAAGCUCCAUCUGAUAUUCCUCGAGGAGACAGUGGUUCCUGUUCUGAGGAUUUCAAGAUGGGUCUUCAGAAGAUGCUUGAUGUUCGGGAAGGGAAUGACACUCCUGAUUGCGGACGUUUGAUCUCAGAUGCAACUGAGCUGUUGGUAUUUCGCUCUCCGAAUGAUUCUGAGGCUUUUAGGUGCUUGGUGGAUAAAAUAUCAAGCUCAGAAAGACGUUUCUGUGCUGGUGUCAAGUCAACAAAGCGGCCUGAUAUCACCGAAGAUAAUCCAGCCAAUGGAUCCCGUAAUGAAAAUGAGCCUUUGGCUUUGCUUCCCAACGAGCCUGUCUUUAACUUGCAUCGUGGUGGCAUGCGAAGACGCUGCCUGGACUUUGAGAUGCCAGGGAAGCGGAAGAAGGACAUAGCUGAUGAUCAGCAAUCUGUGUGUGACAAUAAGGCGGCUGGUGAAUCUUCCUCGAGAUGUGUUGUACCUGGUAUUGGUCUUCAUUUAAACGCUGUUGCAUUGUCCUCAAGGGACACUAACAUCAAUGUCAUACAUGACUAUUCCAUAUCUGGAGAGAUUCAAAAGAGUUUUUCAGACUCUACCACUCCAAUUCAUUCCCAAGAAACUAUGCAAGAAAUUUCGGAUCAAGCAGAAAAUGAACCUGUAGAAGAAGUUCCGAAAGCAUUUGUGUUCCCAGAGUUGAAUCCGGGCAGCCUGAAGAAAAAGAAGCGUGUCUCUGAACAAGCUGGAGAGGAUUCAUGUAAGCGAUGCAACUGCAAAAAGUCAAAGUGUUUGAAGCUUUACUGUGAAUGCUUUGCUGCUGGAGUUUAUUGUAUAGAGCCAUGUUCGUGUAUAGAUUGCUUUAAUAAACCUAUCCAUGAAGAUACUGUCCUGGCUACCCGUAAACAGAUUGAAUCCCGAAAUCCACUUGCAUUUGCUCCUAAAGUCAUCAGAAGCGCAGAUUCCAUCAUGGAAGCUGGUGAUGAUGCAAGUAAAACUCCAGCUUCUGCACGACACAAACGUGGCUGCAACUGCAAGAAAUCAAACUGUCUAAAGAAAUACUGUGAAUGUUAUCAGGGUGGAGUCGGCUGUUCCAUAAACUGUAGAUGCGAAGGAUGCAAAAAUGCAUUUGGCAGAAAAGAUGGGUCUUUACUUGUUAUUAUGGAGAGCAAACAAGAGGAGGAUCAGGAGACAUAUGAGAAAAGAACAGCAAAGAUCCAACACAACAUUGAUGUGUCAAAAGAAGUGGAGCAGAACGCAAGUUCUGAUCAACCUUUGACACCACUGCCACCGUACAGACAUUUGGUGGUUCAUCAGCCGUUCUUGUCUAAGAACAGACUGCCUCCGACACAGUUUUUUCUUGGCACGGGUUCUUCUUCUUUCAGAAAACCAGACAGUGAUUUGACACAGUCACAUAAUGAGAAGAGGCCUUGUGAACUUGUGACUGAAGAUAAAACAGAGACUAUGCCUGAUAUUCUCCUCAAUUCCCCUAUAGCUAACAUCAAGGCCAUCUCUCCAAACAGUAAGAGAGUCUCUCCCCCUCAGCUCGGCUCCUCGGAAUCUGGCUCAAACCUGGGGAGGAGAGGUAAUGGCCGGAAGCUGAUACUACGGUCUAUUCCAGCAUUUCCUUCUCUCAACCCAAAUCAGUGAAUCAUAAACUAUUUGGUUAAUCAUAAAUUCUUUGUAUCUUGUAAUGUUCCAGAUCCUGUUAGUCUACAUCACUGUUUCCAUAACAUAAGCAACGUCUUGUAAGAUACUUUGAUUCCAGUAGGUAAAUCACAUUCUAGUUCAUAAUC
This is a messenger RNA of Capsella rubella, 2348 nucleotides long. RefSeq names its product CRC domain-containing protein TSO1. The record is from RefSeq and is a predicted model, not a curated record. Lineage: Eukaryota; Viridiplantae; Streptophyta; Magnoliopsida; Brassicales; Brassicaceae. The transcript has 10 exons. The coding region runs from base 121 to 2202 and encodes 693 amino acids. Gene Ontology annotation, molecular function: DNA-binding transcription factor activity.